Messenger RNA from Choloepus didactylus (southern two-toed sloth), 9308 nucleotides. It is a transcript of the gene DDR2, whose product is annotated as discoidin domain receptor tyrosine kinase 2. Gene Ontology annotation, cellular component: signaling receptor complex; membrane. Bases 368 to 3058 code for a protein of 896 amino acids. Gene Ontology annotation, molecular function: collagen binding; protein tyrosine kinase collagen receptor activity; ATP binding. The record is from RefSeq and is a predicted model, not a curated record. The transcript is spliced from 19 exons. NCBI's taxonomy places the organism in Eukaryota, Metazoa, Chordata, Mammalia, Pilosa, Megalonychidae. Gene Ontology annotation, biological process: protein phosphorylation; multicellular organism development; positive regulation of kinase activity.
UGCUGAGAUCUCUGGCGCUUUCCCAGGAAUCCUCAGAAUGUGAGGUUUCUCUCAAAGGCAUCUUGCAUCAGCCUGUGGAUGUAUGCCUACCGCCGGGCUCCUUCCACCGGCAAAGUGGAAAAAGAAGCGUUUAACAACAAAUUCUCCUUUUGGGGUUGGGGGAACGCAGUGGAUUAUAGCUCUGUUUUCUUCUUUCCAAAACUGUGCACCCCUGGAUGAGAGGAGAUCUACAAGUGGUCUGGAGUUCAAUGAUCUAGGAAGUUCCAGGGCUUGUGGCUUGAGGCAAAGAAGCUGGAAUAAUUGAAGAGAAGCAGAGGGCAGCUGUUCUGGAAUAUCACAUUCCACAGAGAAUGUUCUUCACUCAUUGAUGCAAGAUCACCUUGAAUAUCUGACUUUUCUACCACUUUCCUGGGGUGGAAUUCUACUGCCUAGAAAACAUCAUAGAAAGCUUCUGUUUCAUCAAACUUCAGUUCCAGCACCGUCCUCUGAGAUCAUCCUGACUCCCAGAAUGCCGUUGGUGCUGCUCCUGCUGCUGCCUAUCCUGAGUUCUGCAAAAGCCCAGGUUAACCCAGCUAUAUGCCGCUAUCCUCUGGGCAUGUCCGGAGGCCACAUUCCAGAUGAGGACAUCACGGCUUCCAGUCAGUGGUCAGAGUCCACAGCUGCCAAAUAUGGAAGGCUGGACUCAGAAGAAGGGGAUGGAGCCUGGUGCCCUGAGAUUCCAGUGGAACCCAAUGACCUAAAGGAGUUUCUGCAAGUUGACUUGCACAGCCUGCACUUUAUCACCCUUGUGGGGACCCAGGGACGCCAUGCAGGGGGCCAUGGCAUUGAGUUUGCCCCCAUGUACAGGAUCAAGUACAGUCGGGAUGGCACGCGCUGGAUCUCUUGGCGGAACCGGCAUGGGAAUCAGGUUCUAGAUGGAAAUAGUAACCCUUAUGACAUUUUUCUAAAAGACUUGGAGCCACCCAUUGUGGCCAGAUUUGUUCGUUUCAUUCCAGCCACCGACCACUCCAUGAAUGUGUGCAUGAGGGUGGAGCUCUAUGGCUGUGUCUGGCUAGAUGGUUUGGUGUCUUACAGUGCUCCAGCUGGGCAGCAGUUUGUACUCCCUGGAGGCUCUAUUAUUUAUCUGAACGAUUCUGUCUAUGAUGGAGCUGUUGGGUACAGCAUGACUGAAGGGCUGGGCCAGUUGACAGAUGGGGUGUCUGGCCUGGAUGAUUUCACCCAGACCCAUGAGUACCACGUGUGGCCUGGCUAUGACUAUGUGGGCUGGCGGAACGAGAGUGCCACCAAUGGCUACAUUGAGAUCAUGUUUGAAUUUGACCACAUCAGGAAUUUCACUACCAUGAAGGUCCACUGCAACAACAUGUUUGCCAAAGGAGUGAAGAUCUUUAAGGAGGUACAGUGCUACUUCCGCUCGGAAGCCAAUGAGUGGGAACCUAAUGCCGUCUCCUUCCCCCUUGUCCUGGAUGACGUCAACCCCAGUGCUCGGUUUGUCACGGUGCCCCUCUAUCACCGCAUGGCCAGUGCCAUCAAGUGCCAAUAUCAUUUUGCUGACACUUGGAUGAUGUUCAGUGAGAUCACCUUCCAAUCAGAUGCUGCAAUGUACAACAACUCUGGAGCUCUGCCCACCUCUCCUGUGGCACCCACAACCUAUGAUCCAAUGCUUAAAGUUGAUGACAGCAACACUCGGAUCCUGAUUGGCUGCUUGGUGGCCAUCAUCUUCAUCCUCUUGGCCAUCAUUGUCAUCAUCCUCUGGAGGCAGUUUUGGCAGAAAAUGCUGGAGAAGGCUUCCCGGAGGAUGCUGGAUGAUGAAAUGACAGUCAGCCUUUCCCUGCCAAGCGAGUCCAGCAUGUUCAACAAUAACCGCUCUUCAUCACCAAGUGAGCAAGAGUCCAACUCUACUUAUGAUCGCAUCUUUCCCCUUCGCCCUGACUACCAGGAGCCCUCCAGGCUGAUACGAAAACUCCCAGAAUUUGCUCCGGGGGAGGAGGAGUCAGGCUGCAGUGGCAUUGUGAAGCCAGUCCAGCCAAAUGGGCCCGAGGGGGUGCCCCACUAUGCAGAGGCUGACAUUGUGAACCUCCAGGGAGUGACUGGGGGCAACACAUACUCAGUGCCUGCUGUCACCAUGGACCUGCUCUCAGGAAAAGAUGUGGCUGUGGAAGAAUUCCCCAGGAAACUCCUAACUUUCAAGGAGAAGCUGGGAGAAGGCCAAUUUGGGGAGGUUCAUCUCUGUGAAGUGGAGGGAAUGGAAAAAUUCAAAGACAAAGAUUUUGCCCUAGAUGUCAGUGCCAGCCAGCCUGUCCUGGUGGCCGUGAAAAUGCUCCGAGCAGAUGCCAACAAGAAUGCCAGGAAUGAUUUUCUUAAGGAGAUAAAGAUCAUGUCCCGGCUCAAGGACCCAAACAUCAUCCGUCUCUUAGCUGUGUGUAUCACUGACGAUCCUCUCUGCAUGAUCACAGAGUACAUGGAGAACGGGGACCUCAAUCAGUUUCUCUCUCGCCACGAGCCCCCCAGUUCUUCCUCCAGCAGUGUACCCACUGUCGGUUAUGCCAGCUUAAAGUUUAUGGCUACCCAGAUUGCCUCUGGCAUGAAAUACCUUUCUUCUCUUAAUUUUGUCCAUCGAGAUCUGGCCACACGAAACUGUUUAGUGGGUAAGAACUAUACCAUCAAGAUAGCUGACUUUGGAAUGAGCAGGAAUCUGUACAGCGGCGACUACUACCGGAUUCAAGGCCGGGCAGUGCUCCCUAUCCGCUGGAUGUCUUGGGAGAGCAUCUUGCUGGGCAAAUUCACUACAGCAAGUGAUGUAUGGGCCUUCGGGGUGACUCUGUGGGAAACUUUCACCUUUUGCCAGGAGCAACCCUAUUCCCAGCUGUCAGAUGAGCAGGUCAUCGAGAAUACUGGAGAGUUCUUCCGAGACCAAGGGAGGCAGACUUACCUCCCUCAGCCUGCUAUUUGCCCUGACUCUGUGUAUAAGUUGAUGCUCAGCUGCUGGAGAAGAGACACCAAGCACCGCCCCUCGUUCCAGGAAAUCCACCUUCUACUCCUUCAACAAGGGGAUGAGUGAUGCCAUCAGUGCCUGGCAACAUUCUGACGACCCUGGUCCUCCCCUCGAUCCUACUACUCACCCAUGCCUAAGCCACUCCAGCUGGACGUUUAAUGGACCUAGAGACAGAGGCUUGUUUGCUUUGUUCUCCUCUGUCCCUCGCCUCCCUCCACUUCCCCACUCCCUAUUCCUGACUCACAUAUACUUUUUUUUUUUCUUACAUUAAAGAACUAAAAAAGAAAAAAAAAACAAACAAACCCUAGGGCAGAGAAAGUCUAGUAAAAGAAAUUUUACUUGAUAGACCAGAUUGUUGGUUAACAAAUGCUAGAAAAUUCAGAUAAUUUAUAAAGGUUAAAUAUGCUGUGUUUUUAAAUGUGUAGAUUCUACAAUAUCUUUUCCAUGUCACCCUUUAGAAAGUAUUUUCAGAAAGAGAAACUUGAAGGAUAUUAAUGUCUUGGGAAAUGGGAGAUUAGGUUUAGGGAAAACACUUGGUAGGCGUGGAGAAUCUGAGGGUAGAGUAUUCAGCAACUAAUCACAGAUGAUUUCCUAAUACGGCCUCUGGACAAGUCACGAAAUCACUAUUUGCAUUUCCCUCUCUUGUCAGAAUGGAUGAUACGUUCUUGAAAAUCGCCACUACUGUGAAAUGGGUGCUUUGUUUAUUCAUGGGCAAGGGUCAGGGGUGGGGUCCAUAUAUAAGACAUAGGGGUGUGGAUAGGAAAGAGUGUCUGCUAUAAGGCUGUAUGAAGGGGAACUGUUAAUUUAAUUUACAAUGAAAGGAAAUAGUACUGUAUGCAUCCAAAGAGUUUUGAAUAGAGAAUGGGCAAAGGAAAGGAGGUCUAGAAAGGACAGGUAACAGGUGUACUCUUAAUCUGUGAUUUCGGCAGAGAGUCCUCCUCUUGCUCUUGUUCAAAAUAUUUUUAGGUGUAGGUGUUAGUGGGAGCCUGAUUUUUGAAUCAGUUAAGACUCAUGUUUUUGACAUCUUGAUCCGAGGCCCUCUGGUUCACCAUCUCCAAAGCUUACAGCUCUUUUAAUAGAUGAAGCCUCUGUGGUCAGAUGGACUGGGCACUGAAUUUCUCAGGCAUAAAUACCUGAAAGCCAUCUACUGCAGGGAAUAGAUCUGUUCUGAGUGUCCCCAAAGGAUUGGACUAGGACCAUUGAGGAGAAUUUAUAGGGAGACCAAUUUCUACUACAUAUUUGGGAAAACAUAACCAGUAUCAGAGCAUUACAGGAUGAAUGAGCUGCUUCCAGACGAGGGGAGUUCUUUGCUCCUGAAGUUCAGAUAUAGGCUGGAAAAACUGUGCAAGAAAGGUAUAGGCUUCCAAAAACAAGGCAGGUGCUUCUAUAAGAUGAUAUUUACUGUUCUUCUAACUGAGAAGUCCUUGAUUUCAGUGAGGCAUAGUGUGAGCACAUUGAGAGAAGUCAUCCACUGCUACUGCUUAGUGUACACACUCUCUUGCUGUAGAGAUAGUGUGAGCAACAGAAAAGAAAGCAUCAGACUGGUUUCUUUUCCUCUAGAAUUCAUGGAAACUGAUACACUGUCAAGUAAGAGGUCCUGUAGAGUGGAUUCUGAGCUUUUACGCUCUACAAAUCCUCAGACUCAGUGGGAAGCAGGAAAAGGGAACCUUCAAUUCCUGCUGAGGAGAAACAAGAAAGGAUUACAGAAUAAGCUUCCCAAGCUAAGAAGGAAGUCUUGACUUAAGUCCCCCUUGGUUGUUCUCACUUUCCCGCCUUCCACCUAGUCUCUCAGGAACUUGAGUGUUUCCCCCUGUUCAGCCUCAGCAUUGCUGCAGGCCGCAACAUAAGCAUAAACCCCAAAGCCCCAAGAUUCAUUUGUCAGGUCAUCUCCUGGCCCUAGCAAAUGCUGUAUCACCCUAUAACUCUGGGCUUCAGUCUCUCCCAGAAUUAGCUUUGGAGAGUCAUUUGUUUGGGGAUCAGGAGAGCAUUGGUUUGCAAGUUUCAGUUCUACUUCUGCCUCAAGGCAAGUGUUUCAUCUAAGGCAAACCACUUUGCCUCUGAGCUUUGGGAUUCUUGUCUCUAAAAUGAAGACAUUUUAUUAGAUAGUCUUGACAUCUCUUCCUGCUCUGAUGUUGUUCAGUGCUCAUUGGACAGUUGGAUCUACAACUACAACUGAUACGUAUUCAGUUAUCCUGUCAUCUGCUCUAAAAACUUGUGGUCAUGGAUCUGCAAAAGAGAUCAUACAGGAAGCCAUGGGAAUAGUAACACCUGCCAUUUGUAUAGUGUGUUCAAGUUAACCAGGUGUUUCCAAUACAUCAUCACAUUUGAUGUGAGCAGGGCUAUACAUGUUCUCUUAUACCCUGAUAGUUACCAUACUCUGCUUUCAAGAUCAGUAUUUUAACUUCAUUAAAAUUAAGGGGACUUGAAAUCAAGACCUGAAGUAGGGCUCUAGUAGGGCUACAUUCAAACCAUGCCAUGACUUCUUAUGUGGUAAGAGAAAAUAAUUUCAUAUUCCCUUUCUUUGACUAACAUCUUCCUACUUCUUUCUUUUUAUGCUUCUGCCUCAAUUCAUUGCAUUCCAUGAUCCAAUCCAAAAAAGCUUGUUUGAAAUGAACUUAGGAUGCCUGAAUUUCCCUGGCCUUGAGUCACAGUAGUAAUCUGUCUCAGGUGGCUGCCAAAUAUAUUCUAUUACAAACAGUUAUAUUUUCUGGGAUGAGAAAGGUUUCAUCUUCUGGAAGUGAGGCCUUGGUAUUACAGGCACAGGUUUAACUUCUAAUCCAGUUACACUUACAUGUUAUCAGUUUAAAUCUAAGAGACACAACAGAGCAUAUAAUGAGGGCUGAGUAUGUGGAAUUUAAAAGUAGCUCUAACCUUAAUGUAUCUAGGAAUUAUAUGGAAAGGGAGGUAGGAAAGGAGAUGGAAAAUUAUGGGGCCUUGUUGUCUUUGUAGUAAGUUAUCCUGUUCAUAAUAUGUGGAAUAUUUUUGUCCAGAUUAUGUUUGUGGAUUGUCAGAUCUAAAUUUAUACUUCAUUUUUUAGUGUGCUGAUAGGUAGGUCCAACUGUUAAUGAGCUAUCAGGAUGCAUAUGUGAUCAGAAAAGAUUUGGAGUGGAAAAAGGCACCGAAGGGGAAAAUAUAGUUUCAACGCUAUGGAAAGAUCACUUGCAAGUAUACAAGACUGUGUAAUAAAGAGCAUUGUAUGAAAGUGGAGUAAAAACUGGAUCAAUGAGUGUGUAUAAAACUGAAUGAGGAGGAAGGUAGGGGCCAGAAAGAAGGUUGCAUAAAAAGAGGUAAUGGAGGUGUGUGGGGAAAACAUAGGGGAGGUUCAAGUCAAGGGAGAAACAAGGGUGGUGGAGCUGUUAGGAAUCCAUUUUGAAGCAGGAAAGCUGAGAGAAGGUAGAAAAAGUAAGUGUCUUGAAGAUGAAGGAUAAAUAUGGAUGGAGAAAGAAGAAAUUCUGGAUGAUAGAGAUUAUAAAAAUAUUAACUAAAAAAUGCAAAGUCAACUUCAGUCUUUAUAAUGGAAAGGAGCUUUUCAGAGAAAAGGGGGAAGUUGUUCAUGGAUAUUAAACACAUAAGCAACCGUCAGUGAAUAACCUUUUCAUUUCAGAGAAAGUGCAUUAGGGAGACAAUUUGAGCACCUAUGUAUUCUAGACCAUUUCAGGUGCUGAGGAUAAUGGUGAAAAGAUACCAACUCUGCUUGAACUGGGCUUGAUUUCCCAAGUGCAGCACUGGAAAUGAAGACCUAGAGAUGGGGAAUUUACUGUAGUUCAUGAAGCUUAGUGUUUCCUUCUCUUCCUUCUGUUAAUGAAAUCCAAUUUCAGUAAUACCCAUCACUGAUGUGCUCAUAAUGGCCUCUGGAAAACAUUCAAACAAAAGGCUAAAUUAGACAAGACUAAAUUUUGUUGGGAGUACAAAGAAGUAUGAGCUAUGUUGGAAGAGAGUCUGAAGAGAGAAAGAGAGGAACAUGUUCCAGGAACAGAACAGCAUCUGUCUUGCCAAAAUUAGAAAAAAGAAAAGGGAUGCGGGAGGAGAAAGAGAAGAAGAAAAUUACAGUUAAGGCUCAGGUUAUCCUACCUUGAAUUCAUAGGCUCAUAAUUUGCCAUAUGAAUCUGUUCUUUUCUCUAAGACCUCUGACAUUUGGCAGUAAGUAUGGUAGGUCCCUAAAUGUUUCUGGAAGAUGCAGCUCCUGAUCUAAGUUGGGGAAUCCUUCGGAACUGAAAUUAAGAUUUUUAUAGAAAUAGAUGGAUGUCAGUUCCACCUGGUAAAUGUCUUGGAAUGCUGAAUUGAGAAGGAAAGAGACUGUAAUAGCUAAUGGUGAUCAGAUUUCUGUCAUUUUGGGUUUUCUGCUACAAUUAGCUGCACUGCUUAUAGUGACCCACUUCUUGGGUCAUUGUUUAGUUGCUGGAUACUUUUAAAAACUUGUUAUUUAAUAACUCACAGAUUAUUUAAGAUUAACAAGAAGUUGCGAAAAUAGUGCAGAGUUACAUUACCCUUCAGCCAUAUUUCCUCAUUGAUAAUAUCUUAUAUAACCUGAUAACAUCGUCCAUAAGCAUGGUCCAUUUUCAGAGCCAGAAAAUUGACAUUGGUAUAAUACUAUUAAGUAAACUACAGACAUUUGGAUUUCAUCAGUUUUUCAUAGGUACUUAUUUUGUUGCAGGAUACUUUUAACCCUUGUUAAUUUGCACACUGGCCCUGCUUGGAUGCAGCAGGAAGCACACUAUCUGGAAACAAUUCUAUAAAAUUUGUAAGAUAUUAUAGGAUUUGAUCUGUUCCUUUAUCAAUGAGCAAUAUUCUGUCUAUGCUGUUUCUAAAUUUUCUAACUAUUUUAGCUGUUUGUCAUCUGAAACCAUCUGAGGAGGAUCCUUGUGAAGGAUUAGGUAGCACAAGUACCAGUAAGAUCUGUCCAUAGCUUGCUAGGCAGAGAAUCAGGUAUGGAAGGAAAUUCUAGGUGGUUCCUGUAGUUCCUACAAGUGAAUAUGAUUUGUAGUGGUGAUAAGGAGAGGACUUUAGAGUAAACCAAUAGUUUGGUCAAGAGUUAGGUGGCAUUUAGUGAAUGGCACCAGGAAUAGCUCAAUGAAGGAAAAUAGUACAGUGGCAUAGACCCCUGAUAGGUGAUAAAUAACUAUUUUCAGAACGGUAGAGAAAUUUCAUUUGCCUAAAUAUCUAUUGUUAAAUGGAAUAACAACCACAUGAGACAAGUUAAGUGCCAACACAGCAGCAAUUUGGGAGAAGUUGAAGCUCUGCUUUUGCGGAUUACAGCUUUGAGGUUUGUGAUGGUUGUUUUAAGCUGCCCUAUUUAGGGGUCACAAGAUUAUAAUUGUGUUCAUCACUGCACACUCUGUGUCCUUUAAAGUUCCUGGCACAUAGUGAGCACCUGAUAAAUAUUUGCCAAUGUUAGUUGAAUGAAUAAACAAUGGAAAUAGAAACUUGUCCUCCAGCAUAACCGGGGUGAAUUUAAGAAGUGCUUUGCUGCAAUACAGAGAUGGCUUACUUUGAAAUGAAAAGAAAGGAAAAAGUGUCCUAACUUGUGGCGAGUGGAGUACUUCCUACAUUUGUGUAUUUUCUGAUGCUGAAAUCAAUCUAUGGCAAGGCUUCUUUCUUUGAGGUAUUUAGAAAGCAAUGCAAGGUGGUGCUUAACAGGGCACCCCUUCAAAACCAGGCACCAGAUCCUGGCCCCAAACCCAACUUAUUUGAAACAAGCUAUCUAGUUUCUCCAGCAGUCACCUGCCAACCACUUCACAGGCCUCUCCAGGAGAAGAAUCAGAGUCUCAAUUAGUCUGUGAUCACCCACAUUCACAACUGCAUGUUAAGGAAGAUUUUAUAAAGAGAGUCAUGGGAAAGCAUAAUGGGAUAAGGUAACAGCUUACAGUAAAAAACCAUUUUCCUGAAAAGAAACAUGGAAACAAAUGAGAGUUGAGAGGAUUCCUGCAAACAUACCAAGAGUUUGUAAUCUAGCCUAUCUAUUUUAUGUCCUUUACUCUUCAUGAUAUUCUAUUCUUCUGCCCUAUUGUCUGGUAACUUUUUCUGAGGAUUGAGUUUCUUAAGCAAUGUGGUACGCCCUCAUUAUGAUGAGGAAACAGCUGGGCCUUUCCGCAGGCUUUGGAAGAUGAUGUAUCCUGUCAAAGGAUAAAUAGUAAACUGAUUUAAUUUCUGCUUAAAGCUAUAGUAGUCAUUCCAAAAUGGAAUACAUACAAAUUCUCUGUAUUAGAAAAAAAAUGUGGUGCCAAUUGUAUAUUUUCUUUUCUUUAUUUAUUCUCUGUAAGUCUGUCUGUCAGAUGAUAAAUUGUAAAUAACAAUGAUUAAAGAAACAUGCUACUGA